AUGAGUUUCCUCAGCUCGGUUCUCUCGUCUAUCGAGACGGGAACUCCAACCUCACUCCCGAAAAUAACCCCGCAACCGAGCACAUCCACCGUUUCCACUACGGUCACCAAGUCUGAACCUAGAAAGUUGACACCUUCAGCGCCUACGUCUAAUCGGCCUACCAGCAGUAAUAUCUCAGCGGGAAUUAAGCGGAAAGCUGAGGAACCACUUCGACGACCCGAAAAAACAUCGUCGACACCAAAUGGCAGUGAUGUGAAGGCACGACCCAAGGCACCAUUGCCUGUUCGGCCUGCAGUCGCGAAAAAGUCUACCCCGCCGGCAGUACCCGCGAAGCCGCCUCCAAAAGGAUCUUUUGCAGAUUUGAUGGCCAAAGCCAAAGCAGUGCAGAAGGAGGCACCCAAAGUUGGCGUAUUGAAGCACCAGACGGCUUUGCCAAAGGGAAAGAUCAGUAAAACAGAGAUCAAGAGGCGUAUGGAGGCGGCCGCCAAAGGAAAAGAAGCAGCACGCUCAGGGAAACGACCUGGAGUCAGUCCGGCUCCGAACACAGGAAAGAAAAUUGAUGCAAAGCCCGGCGUUGAUACUGGCGCUAAGAAGCGAGAACUUGACGAGAAUGCUUAUAAAGGGACAUCCCGUUCAGCCCAACCUUCCUCAUACAAGGGAACGGCAAACUUGCCAGCGAAACACAAGGAUGCAGAUCGUCGUCGGGCUCCUCGCCGCGAUGAAUAUCUAGGUACUGAUGAGGAAGACGAAGGCGACUUUUACGAUGAUUAUGAAGAUUAUUACUCCGACGCAUCCUCAGAUAUGGAGGCCGGAUACGGAGACAUGGAGAAAGAAGAGUUUGCGGCUCUCCGUGCUGCUCAGAAAGAAGACGAAGAAGAUAUGCGGCUGGAAGCGGAAGCGAAGAGGGCGAAGAUGGAAAGGAAGCAGAAGCUGACUGCGCUGGCGAGAGCGAGGCGUUAG
Molecule: messenger RNA, 960 nt
Organism: Talaromyces amestolkiae
Lineage: Eukaryota; Fungi; Ascomycota; Eurotiomycetes; Eurotiales; Trichocomaceae
Exons: 2
Coding region: 1-960 (319 amino acids)
Biological process (GO): regulation of DNA-templated transcription; nucleosome assembly
Cellular component (GO): nucleolus
Molecular function (GO): histone binding; DNA binding
Source: RefSeq, a predicted model, not a curated record